Rangifer tarandus platyrhynchus (Svalbard reindeer) is the source of this 420-nucleotide messenger RNA. The record is from the annotation of a GenBank genome assembly. Lineage: Eukaryota; Metazoa; Chordata; Mammalia; Artiodactyla; Cervidae.
AUGACGAAGGGGCCCUCCCCGGGCAGCUGGAAACAUGGCUUAAAGGCAAGCCGUGUCCCUGUGGGCAGAUCACCCAAGGAGGAUCUGACAGUAAGAGUGAGGAAUCUGGGAAUAAAAUCACCCAUCCGUAGAGGUCUCAGGAAGUCCAGAAUGAUUAGUUCAUUAAAAUUCAAUCUUAUUCUGGUUCUGUUGAUUUCUACAAUGCAUGUGUUCUGGUGUCAUCCAAUUUCAUCUUCUAAGGUGUCUGGAAAAUCUGAUUACUUUGUCCUUCUGCUGAACAGCUGCCCAACCAGGAUGGACAGGAGAGAGGGACUAGAUUUUCUAAAGCCAAUUUUGGAGAAGACACUUAAGAAAAGGUCCUUUCGCAAUGGUGUCGGCACAGGGGUGAAAAAAACUUCCUUUCAAAGAGCAAAAACGUGA